Molecule: messenger RNA, 701 nt
Organism: Hibiscus syriacus
Lineage: Eukaryota; Viridiplantae; Streptophyta; Magnoliopsida; Malvales; Malvaceae
Product: calmodulin-like protein 11
Exons: 4
Coding region: 85-537 (150 amino acids)
Molecular function (GO): calcium ion binding; enzyme regulator activity
Source: RefSeq, a predicted model, not a curated record
CUGCUGUCCAAGCACUCAUCUUCAGUUUUCCUUUUCAUAUUUUGCUGCAUACUUUGCUUUCCCUCAGAUUAAAAUUCAGAAAACAUGGGAGAAAUCAUGUCUGAACAACUAGUUUCUGAGUUUCGAGAAGCCUUCUGUCUCUUCGACAAAGAUGGAGAUGGCUGCAUAACGAUGGAAGAACUAGCCAUUGCAAUCAAGUCGUUGGAUCAGAAUCCAACGGAAGAAGAGCUCCAGAACAUGAUCGAUGAAGUUGAUACUAAUGGCAAUGGAACUAUUGAAUUAGGAGAAUUCUUGAAUCUCAUGGAAAGAAAAAUGAAGGAAACUGAAGCAGAUGAUGAACUGAGAGAAGCUUUCAGGGUAUUUGACAAAGAUCAAGAUGGCUACAUAUCACCCCAUGAGUUGAGGCUGGUGAUGAUCAAUAUAGGGGAGAAACUAACAGAUGAAGAACUAGAGCAGAUGAUCAGAGAAGCUGAUUUGGAUGGAGAUGGUCAAGUUAAUUAUGAAGAAUUCGUCAGAAUGAUGUUGGCAGCCGCUUGAUAUUCAAGUUUACUUUUAUUCACCAAAUAACUUAUUGUAAUGGAUACAUAAACUAUAUGUUAUCCUUAAACUCUGAUUAAGAGUAUAUACUUAAUGAUUGAUAGGGAGGCUAAUCAGGGAAUAUAUGUCAUGUGAUAAUUUUGAUAUUAUUAUAGAACAAUAAU